This is a messenger RNA of Alosa sapidissima (American shad), 1381 nucleotides long. RefSeq lists its product as uncharacterized. Lineage: Eukaryota; Metazoa; Chordata; Actinopteri; Clupeiformes; Clupeidae. The transcript has 2 exons. The record is from RefSeq and is a predicted model, not a curated record. Bases 308 to 1381 code for a protein of 357 amino acids.
UUUUGAUCUGGAAAAUAAAAAGGAAGAAAAAUUCAACAUUUCGCCUCUGUCCCCCUGAUGCUUGACCACCGUUACACUGGUGCCGUGACCUUGUGAUCCCAGAUCAGCUUGAUGCAGAUCGCCGCGCCGAGGGAGCUGCGUGAAAAUCUAUGAAAGCUGUCUGUACUGCAGUUUUGGUUAUGGUCAGGUACUCAGGGCUGUCAAUGCUCUAAUGAAUGAAGAUUCUGAGUGAACUAUUAUAAUUAUAUUUUCGAGUCUAUAUUAGGUUUUUACUGUUUAUUUUUCUGAUUACUGUUUUUGUGGUGGGAUGGCUAGUAAGUUUAAGCCUGGUGAUGAGCCUGACAUUAGCCACUUCUCUUGUGGGAGGGGUAGAGGUCUGAUGGGAGGUUAUUUAAAGUCUAGGGAGUCUGUUGAGAUGGAUGUGGGUGCCUCUCCUGUGUUGCCUGCAGGUAAUAGGGAUUUAGGGUUGGAACAGGACCCGACAGAAUCAGUUAGGCCGCAUCAUUCAACUCCUGUUGACGAAAAUGCCACAUUGCAUCAGAUAACUGAUAUGAUCUCACUGUUAGGUUCACAGAUAGGUGAGUCUAUUGCAGCCUCACUUGUUUCUAAUGGUGUUAUUAGUGGGGUUGGUCAGGGUGAUACUCCUAUGCGCCAUGCAGAUGACACACAGUUCAGUCUACAUGGCCAGAACGCCCAGAACACCCAGUCUAGUGGUGGUACAAGUACACUUAGUGAGAACACACAUGUUAAUGUUGUUGUACGGUCUGACAAGGAACCUGUUAUUUUCAGGGGUGAUAAUACUGACAAAUAUACAGUGACUGAGUGGGUUGAGUUAAUGAAAGCAUACAUCAAGAAACAAAAGUAUGACGUUUCAUCACAGCCAGAAGUUGUAAUGGGGAGGUUGAUGGGGAAAGCCAGGGACGUAGUUAAGAUAGGCCUGAGGAGCGACCCCUCACUUCAGUCUUCAUGCACACCAGAGGUCAUAUAUAGUAUGCUGACACAGUAUUUCAGUAACACAUCCUCAUGCCUGCCCCUCCAAGAUUUCUACUCAACUCUGCCUAAACAGAGAGAGAAUUCCGUUGAUUAUUGGCUACGUCUUAACAAGGCUGCUGAUGUAGCUGAAGAGGGUCUGAAGCGUCAGGGCAGACAAAUGGAGAAUAUGGGAGGAGAGAUUGCCAAGAUGUUUGUGAAGCACUGCCCAGAUCUAGAGUUUGCGUCUGUGUUCAAACACAAGCAGAUACAUGAAUGGACAACAAAGGAAGUACAGGAGAGGGUAGAUGAGUACCAGCGUGAGCAGGUGUCCUCGGUGAAAGUGCACGUGCCUAAGACUAACACACACAGAGUCCCGCAACACUUCCGACAUGGAGACGUCCUGUGCUAA